AAAUCUAUUAUGCUCUUGAUCCUUAAAGCCUUUGAAGAUAUUUAAUCUGUGACAGAUAUCUUGUCAGGUUGGUAGUAUGUGCAAACAAGACUUUAGUGUAAUUUAUGUCUGAGAGAUAGAGCCUUAUUUCAAUAGUCUAUGAAAAAAUUGUAUAGAGUAUAGUGACAGUCAUAUCUUUGCUAGUGUGUUCUAGAAGUGAAGACACUUUGUGCUGUUAUAAAAAUCUAUAAAAUGAAUUUAUUUUCAUUAUCUCUUCUGCUGAUUUCUUUGGCUGGCUGUAUCGUGAUGUCAAUCUCAAUGGUAGAGGCUACCAAAAAUUCCAAAGCUGACAGUCAGCUGCCUUUAUACUAUGGCUGGUUUGUUAAACCUGAGUAUUCUUCCAGUUUCUUGAGCAAAAGUCACAAACUUUUGGCAGACACUCUACAAGAAAUUCCAAAUUUCUUGAAAGAUGUACAGAACUUUACUCAAAAAGUGUACAUAUCUGACAUUUUACUACAUUACACAAGAGAAAAUCCAGAAGAAGUCCUUCACUGUACCGCAAUGUAUAAUGGAGUUUACCCCAACUACAGUCCUGGGGCUGAAGAGUACUCUGAAAAACAACUGGUGAAGGAUAGUGUAAACCAGGUUUCUACCCUGCAUUCUAUUGGCUGGAUAUUGACACCCCGCACCUUCGGUGCCCGUAUCAAAUUGACAAAUGAUCAACUCUUGCUUUGGAAUCAAAACGACACGGAAGGAAACCCUCCGCAAUCGGCAGUGAAUGCAAAGAAGCCAAUCUCUCCCGUUACCUAUUACCAACGUUCCAUAACAUUUAAGGAAAACUCUACAGAUCAAGACCCCGACGUUAUGGGAAAUUUUCAGCCAACAUCCGGUUAUGGCAGCAAGGCACAUUUGACAUUAGGCUGCUCCCCUGGAGUCGCGGCUGUUACAACAGGUUACGAUCUUGUCGAUCUGAUUCGUUUGGAAGGUACCAAUAGUAGCGAAGUAAAGACCUAUGAUCUGUCAAAUGGAGGGUGGCUAAGAAAUUACGGGGAAGGACAAUGGGUUUUCUACCCAACCAAACAGUUUUUACUCGAGAGUACAUUUCUUGGUUAUGGUAGCGGUACUCGUGGACUAGAAGCAUCAUUUGCUUUACUAUGUCUGUUAUGUUCCUCUGCUAUAAUUUCCAUGUUCAAAGAGCUAUCGUAAAUGUGGUUCUACAGGAAGCAUUUUAGAUUUUGGCUUGACGUUUACUUUUUGUGGCAUGUCAUGUGAUUGAUUGUGAGGAAAUAACAUUAGAAAGGGGUACAAAUGUG
This is a messenger RNA of Daphnia magna, 1292 nucleotides long. Its product is annotated as 2',3'-cyclic-nucleotide 3'-phosphodiesterase. Gene Ontology annotation, molecular function: 2',3'-cyclic-nucleotide 3'-phosphodiesterase activity. Gene Ontology annotation, cellular component: cytoplasm; membrane. Lineage: Eukaryota; Metazoa; Arthropoda; Branchiopoda; Diplostraca; Daphniidae. The transcript is spliced from 4 exons. Gene Ontology annotation, biological process: cyclic nucleotide catabolic process. The coding region runs from base 232 to 1185 and encodes 317 amino acids. The record is from RefSeq and is a predicted model, not a curated record.